This is a messenger RNA of Neomonachus schauinslandi (Hawaiian monk seal), 2097 nucleotides long. It is a transcript of the gene STKLD1, whose product is annotated as serine/threonine kinase like domain containing 1. Gene Ontology annotation, biological process: protein phosphorylation. Lineage: Eukaryota; Metazoa; Chordata; Mammalia; Carnivora; Phocidae. The transcript is spliced from 20 exons. The record is from RefSeq and is a predicted model, not a curated record. Bases 1 to 2097 code for a protein of 698 amino acids. Gene Ontology annotation, molecular function: protein serine/threonine kinase activity; ATP binding.
AUGGAGGUGUCUUUGGACAUCUGUUGCCACCAGCCAGCCGAGGGUCCGCGCGCCGGCGAGGGCUGGGGGCGCACCCCUAGCGCCCUGCGGAGGGAGAGGAGGCUGGGAGUCUCCCCUGGAGACACUAUGGAGAAGUACCAGAUUUUGGGCCAGAUGAGUCCUGGGGCCUUGGGGGUGAACGUGGUGGUGGAGGAAACAGAAAACAAAGUCAAGCACGUGAUAAAGCAGGUGGAAUGUAUUGAUGAGCAUCAGGCCAACGAGGCCCUGGAAGAGCUGAUGCCUCUGCUGAAGCUCCAGCACCCCCACAUCUCCAUAUACCAGGAGCUCUUCAUCAUAUGGAACAGUGAGAUCUCCUCUCUGUUCCUCUGCCUGGUGAUGGAGCACAACAAUGAGAGCUUCCAGAAGGUCAUUGAGAAGAAGAGGGAGACGAGGACAAUCAUUGACUCUGAAUGGUUGCAGAACAUGCUGGGCCAGGUGUUGGACGCUCUGGAAUACCUCCACCAACUGGACAUCAUCCACAGGAAUCUCAAGCCCUCCAACAUAGCCCUCGUCAGCAGCAACCACUGCAAAUUACAGGACCUGAGCUCCCACGCACUGAUGACAGACAAAGCCAAGUGGAACAUCCGCGCAGAGGAAGACCCUUUUCAGAAGUCCUGGAUGGCCCCCGAAGCCCUCAACUUCUCCUUCAGCCAGAAAUCGGACAUCUGGUCCCUGGGCUGCAUCAUUCUCGACAUGGUCAGCUGCUCCUUCAUAAAUAGAGCAGAAGCCAUGCACCUGCGGAAGUCCAUCCGGAGCGCACCUGACGGCCUCAAGAGCGUCCUGCAGACCAUGGAGGAGAAGAAGAUCCCCGAUGUGGAAACCUUCCGUUCUCUUCUACCUUCGAUGCUGCAGAUCAACCCCUCAGAGCGAAUAACAAUCAGGGACGUGAUCCACAUCACCUUCGUGAGCAGCAACUUCCGGUCCUCCAGUGUUGCUCUGACCCUGCACCAGCAGGUGGUCCCUGCCUUCAUCGCCGACCGGCUGCUGGAAAGUAACGUCGCCAGUAUUUUAGAGGUCAUGCAGAACUUCUCCAGCCGGCCUGAAGUCCAGCUCAGAGCCAUGAAGAGGCUCCUAAGAAUGCCCGAAGACCAGCUAGGUCUGCCGUGGCUGAUGGAGCUGGUAGAGAUUUUGAUCACCAUCAUGAAGCAACACGAGAGGAUCCUUGACAUACAGCUGUAUGCCUGCUCCCUCCUGCUGCGCAGCCUGGGUCAAGCGCUGGUGCAGGACCCGGCGGCCGAGGUGCUGAGUGACAGCUCUGUCAUCUCUGUCCUGCUGAGCACCCUGUGGAGCCACCCCGAGUCGGAGCAGCUCCUGGUCACGGUCUACAGCCUGCUCACCAUCAUCUCCAGCCAGGAAUCGGCCUCAGAGAAGCUGCAGAAUGCUGGGCUGUUUGAGCAUAUCCUGGAGCACCUGAGUACCUUCUCCACAAACAGGGACAUCUGCAUCAAUGGCCUGAGCCUGCUUUGGGCCCUGAUGGUGGAUGCUAUCAUUGUGAACAAGACCCCUUUGGAGAAAGCCGCGGUCCUCAUUCCCGAGGUGCUGGCCACUUACCCCAGGGACGUGGAGAUGGCCGAAGCCGGCUGCGGGGUCUUCGCGCUGCUGUCCAUGCUAGGUUGCAUAAAGGAGCACCAGUUUGAAGAUGUGGCGGCCCUGUUCCUGCGAAGCAUCCGGCUGUGCCCGGACAGAGUGCCGCUGGUGAACAACGCCUACCGGGGACUGGCCAGCCUCGCGAAGGUGUCCGAGCUGGUGGCCCUGCAGGUGGUAGUGCCCGGGGAGGGCGGCAGCGGCCUCGACCUCCUCUGGGAGAUGUACCAGCUCUACAAGGAUGACCCCGAGGUGGUAGAAAACAUCUGCAUGCUGCUGGCCCACCUGGCCUCCUACCAGGAGAUCCUGCCUGAGCUGGUGUCCAGUGGCAUCCGGCCCCUGGUCCAGGAGAUCAAGGAGCGCUUCACCUCCAGCCUGCCACCUCCAGCGGUGGACCAGGUCUCAGAUGGCAAACUCAGAGGGAAGCAGCGGUUCUCAGCAGCGUGCCCCCACACCCUGCUGCUGGGACGGUGA